AUGUUCAUUUCAAGAAAACCCAAAAAUUCAUCUCAUCAUCACGAAGAUAGCAAUCGUCAGGGAGGAAUUGCUUCGUGGAAUAACAACAGAAAUAACAACAAUAGAAAUUCUUCUAAUUCAUAUAAAAACAAAGACAAAUAUAACAACCGAAAAGGAGAGUAUAAUAACAGGGAAAACAAAAGCUCAUCGUUCCGAGAGCGAGGACAAUAUAGCAAGAAUUCUUAUCAGAGAAAUUAUGACGAGCAAGAGGGAGAGGUUGAUGAUAUCUCGGCAUUCGGACAAGAGAUUUCUCAAUAUACUUUAACUGAAAUUUUAGAUGAAGAAGGAAAGAAUCAAAUCAAAACAGCAAGGAGUAUCAUGUCUUAUUUCCGAAGGGUUGAAGGAUUGAUAAACAAGGAUGAAUUUCCAACCAAUGAAGAUAGAAUUCAAUUUAUUACCAGCGUGGUCAAUUAUACUUGUGAAUUGCGAAACUUGUUUGACACUGCAAGCGAUGAGGAUCGAGAUGAGAUUGUGAAAAAAGGACUUGUUGCCUUUAUUUUGACUGUGAAUAAUCCAGUCAUUGCCAAAACAUUACAAACCAUGAUACCACUUUCGUCAAGUGAGGAUAUUCGAAGUUUUUUGAAAGCAUGCUCUAGUGGGUUUGAUAUAAUCUGCAACGGCAAAUUUAGUUCUUUUGUGAUUCAAGAAGCAUUGAAAUAUGUUCCAGAUGUGGUCAAAGAAGAAGCAAGCAAUGCCAUGCUUGAUGAUGUAGAGGACAAUACUAAUACGAUCGAAGAUAAUACUAUUUCUACAAUUUUGAAUCAAAUCUAUUACUCAAAGAUUGACCCAAAUUUGUUUGACAUGAUUUUCCACAAGAAUGCAAGUUUUGUUGUUAGACAGUUAAGCUUAUGCCUCGGAAAUAUCAACGCAAAAGAGGAAGGAAAAACAUUACUGGACAUUAUGGUCGAGAAAAUGAUUUCGUCAUGUCCAAUUGCUGAUGUUCUUUCCGAUAACAUUGCACUAGGAUUUUUGACUAGCCUAAUGGAAAAUGUUUCCUCUACAGAUUCCAAAUUAUUCACAAAUAUCAUGAGGUAUGCCAUUGGGCAAGACAGCAACUCUGAAUUAAGCGUGUCUACUGAGACUAUCUCCAAGCUCCUUUCUACUCCCCAACAUUGUCACAUUGUUGAAGUUAUCAUCAACCAUGGAGAUGAAAAGACAUUUUCAUAUAUUUUGCAGCAUGUCAUACUCCCUAAUGCUGAAAGUUUUGCCACAGACCAAUCAAAAUGCUAUUCUUUGGUUAAUGCUAUUGAAAAGGCAAAUAGAGAUCAAUUUAUAUCCAUUUUCAAUUCUGUCAAAGAGACCAUUAAGAAAUGCUUUGGUAAUACUCUAAACGUCAUUACCGCACUCGCAAAAGGAUGUCUUAAAUUUAACACUAAAGAGCAAGAAAUACUUCAACAAAUGAUGAAAGGUUUUGAAGGGGAGGAACACCAAACCAUAGAACAAUCAGUGAUGAGGUUGUUGUUUUCAUCAGGGGAUGACAAAGUCAUGAAUAGACACGGUUGUAAUCUACUCUCUACCAUUUUUACAUUCCAAUCAAAGAAAUUGCUUGCUCCUCUCGUGGAUGUAUUUAAAAAUAUGGAAGAAAGCAAGUUUUUCGAUUUAUGUAUUUCGAAGGAGGGAAGUAUGGUGAUUGAUUCAUUAGUUCAAUCAUAUGAUGAAUUCAUUCAAAAAAUUAAGCCAAAACUUGUCGAGUUGGCCACUAAUGUGUAUGGAGCUUUUAUUGUCGAAAAGGCCAUGACAGAUUGUAAGGACAGCAAACUACAUAAGGAAAUUGCUACAAUUCUGAAAGAUGCAGAACAAAAGAUACGAUCCACCAAGCCAGGUUCAAUACUUUGGAAUAAGACCAACUUGUCUCAGUUUAAGAGCAAUCCAAAUGAAUGGAUUCAAAGAAAGGAAGAGCAACGAAUUCAAAAGAAGAAAACAAGCAAGAUGAUGCAAGAAGUUCUCAUUUCGUCGAGUACACCAUCAGGUUCAAGUAAAAAGAAGAAGAAUAAGAAGUCAAAAGCUUCAGAGGAGCCAAAAGCAAAGGUUUCAGAGGAAUCACACUCACCAACAAAUCAAGAAUCUGACCAGACAUUGAAAGUCGACAGAAAACAAAAAUCCAAACAAGACAAGUCAGAAAAGCCAAAGAAAUCUGAGCAAGUUACAAGCAGUGACGUUAAUUUAGAUUUCUUGGAUUUUUCAAAGGACAAAGUCAGUACUCAAAAACCAAAGCAGGAAGAGAAGAAGCGAAAGAAGGACGUUACAGACCUGCUAGACAAUAUUUUUGAAUCAAGUUUGAAGAAGAAAAAGUAA
Molecule: messenger RNA, 2334 nt
Organism: Naegleria lovaniensis
Lineage: Eukaryota; Heterolobosea; Eutetramitea; Acrasida; Naegleriidae
Exons: 1
Coding region: 1-2334 (777 amino acids)
Biological process (GO): endonucleolytic cleavage in ITS1 to separate SSU-rRNA from 5.8S rRNA and LSU-rRNA from tricistronic rRNA transcript (SSU-rRNA, 5.8S rRNA, LSU-rRNA); endonucleolytic cleavage in 5'-ETS of tricistronic rRNA transcript (SSU-rRNA, 5.8S rRNA, LSU-rRNA); ribosomal small subunit export from nucleus
Cellular component (GO): preribosome, small subunit precursor; nucleolus; 90S preribosome
Molecular function (GO): RNA binding
Source: RefSeq, a predicted model, not a curated record